Messenger RNA from Talaromyces marneffei, 408 nucleotides. RefSeq lists its product as uncharacterized. Gene Ontology annotation, cellular component: RNA polymerase III complex; RNA polymerase I complex. The coding region runs from base 1 to 408 and encodes 135 amino acids. The transcript has 4 exons. Gene Ontology annotation, molecular function: DNA binding; protein dimerization activity; DNA-directed RNA polymerase activity. The record is from RefSeq and is a predicted model, not a curated record. Gene Ontology annotation, biological process: DNA-templated transcription. NCBI's taxonomy places the organism in Eukaryota, Fungi, Ascomycota, Eurotiomycetes, Eurotiales, Trichocomaceae.
AUGCCCGCAUCAGUCCACGAAGAUCACGACCAGUCCAUGGUCGACGUUGACGGCCAGCAAGAAAAUGGCGAGUUUAUUGAAGUCGGUGAAAAUAGGAUCACUAUAUUGUCCGGCGCCACCGACACAGCAGCCUCUUUCCAAUUCAAAGAAGAAGGUCACACACUGGGCAACGCGCUUCGAUAUGUCAUUAUGAAAAACCCCAAAGUCGAAUUCUGCGGCUACACAAUCCCUCAUCCGUCAGAGGCGAAGAUGAAUCUUCGUAUUCAGACAUACGAUGAUACAACGGCCAUUGAAGCCCUUGAAAAGGGAUUGAAUGAUCUCAUGGAUUUGUGUGAUGUUGUCUCGGACAAGUUUACCGUUGCUAGGGAUGCGUUUGUUGCUGAGCAGGGGAAUCAGAUGACUGCCUAA